Molecule: messenger RNA, 1880 nt
Organism: Tarenaya hassleriana
Lineage: Eukaryota; Viridiplantae; Streptophyta; Magnoliopsida; Brassicales; Cleomaceae
Product: NADH dehydrogenase [ubiquinone] flavoprotein 1, mitochondrial
Exons: 4
Coding region: 140-1600 (486 amino acids)
Biological process (GO): mitochondrial electron transport, NADH to ubiquinone
Molecular function (GO): NAD binding; FMN binding; NADH dehydrogenase (ubiquinone) activity
Source: RefSeq, a predicted model, not a curated record
GCAGAGAAUCAUAACUUCGUUUCCUCAUAGAGCUCCUCCUCUCUUCUUCUCUUCGAUUCGACGAACUCGUGGCCCUCUCCCUGGCCAAAAGAUUAAACAUCUCUCUCUCUCUGAGUACGUUAUCGGCGAUUUCAACACCAUGGCACCUGUGAGGGGGAUCCUUGCUUUGCAGAGAGCAGCGUCAACCUGGAAGCAAAGUAACAGAUUCUGUCCAGUGGUGAGGUCAUUCAGUGCCCAAGCUGCAACCACUUCCAACACUCCGCAGCCGCCUCCACCUCCUCCACCUCCGGAAAAGACUCAUUUCGGUGGUCUCAAGGACGAAGACAGGAUCUUUACCAAUCUCUAUGGUCUGCAUGACCCCUUUCUCAAAGGGGCUAUGAAGAGAGGUGAUUGGUACAGAACCAAAGAUUUGGUGCUCAAGGGUUCUGAUUGGAUUGUCAAUGAAAUGAAAAAGUCCGGUCUUCGUGGGCGUGGUGGUGCUGGUUUCCCUUCUGGACUUAAGUGGUCAUUUAUGCCCAAAGUAUCCGAUGGUCGCCCAUCAUAUCUGGUUGUGAAUGCUGAUGAGAGCGAACCUGGAACUUGUAAAGAUAGGGAAAUCAUGCGGCACGAUCCACACAAAUUAUUGGAAGGGUGUUUGAUUGCUGGUGUGGGCAUGAGAGCUAGAGCUGCAUACAUUUACAUUAGAGGUGAAUACGUGAAUGAACGUAAAAAUCUGGAGAAGGCCAGAAAAGAGGCAUAUGAAUCUGGUCUCUUAGGGAAGAAUGCGUGUGGAUCUGGUUAUGACUUUGAUGUUUAUAUUCACUUUGGUGCUGGGGCAUACAUUUGUGGUGAGGAGACCGCACUUAUAGAAAGCCUUGAAGGGAAGCAAGGAAAACCCAGGUUGAAGCCACCAUUCCCUGCCAACGCUGGUUUAUACGGUUGUCCUACCACUGUUACCAACGUGGAAACAGUGGCUGUUUCACCCACCAUUUUAAGGCGUGGACCAGAGUGGUUUGCAAGUUUUGGUAGGAAGAAUAACUCUGGAACGAAGUUGUUUUGUAUAUCAGGCCAUGUGAACAAACCUUGCACGGUUGAAGAGGAGAUGAGCAUACCUCUCAAGGAACUGAUUGAGAGGCACUGUGGAGGUGUUAGAGGUGGAUGGGACAAUCUACUUGCUGUCAUUCCCGGGGGUUCAUCGGUCCCUCUCAUCCCUAAGAACGUAUGUGAGGAUGUGCUGAUGGAUUUCGAUGCGCUCAAGGCUGUCCAAUCGGGUUUAGGAACAGCAGCUGUCAUUGUGAUGGAUAAGUCCACCGACGUUGUGGAUGCCAUUGCAAGGCUCUCUUACUUUUACAAGCAUGAAAGCUGUGGGCAGUGCACUCCUUGCAGAGAGGGCACUGGUUGGCUUUGGAUGAUCAUGGAGAGAAUGAAGGUUGGAAAUGCAAAGCUUGAAGAGAUCGAUAUGCUCCAUGAGGUGACCAAACAGAUAGAAGGACACACAAUCUGUGCGUUGGGUGAUGCGGCUGCAUGGCCCGUCCAGGGUCUGAUACGGCAUUUCAGGCCAGAGCUCGAGAGAAGGAUCAGGGAGCGUGCUGAAAGGGAGUUGCUGCAGGCUGCUGCUUAAGCUCUUGUACUCAGGGGAUAAUGUUGAAAUAAAAGUCCGAAAGCAAACGCUAGGUUUUUGGAGAAGAAGGAAAAGGACAUUUGUUAUCUUUCUUCCAAGUUUGUAACAGAGCUCUCAGAGAGGUGCUCUCACUCUUUUGCAUUGUUGUCGGUUUAUGUUCAUCAUUGAUAAUAUGUUGGCUUUUGACACAUUCCCAAACACCAAACCUGUUGGCUUGGCCCCCCAUUUCGUGUUUAGAAUAAUUAUAAAUAAAAAAAAAAAAAGAUGAUGGUUUGUGUCA